UUCAAUCGCAUCUAGGGCUACCUGCAAAUGGGGAAGACGUUCCGGAAGCGUGUGGCGUCGGACGAGGAGGAUGACGAGGAGGAGCGCCGGCUCGCUUUGGAGGAGGUGAAGCUUCUGCAAAAGCAGCGGGGGCGGCGGUGUGGCGUGAUGGCCAAUCCGGUGGCUGCGUCGCCGGGGUUGGACAGGGUCAAGAGCUCGGACAAGGUGGAAGUGGAGGGCGAGAAGGAGGAGCUUGUGCUCCAGGACACCUUCGCCCAGGAGACCGCUGUCAAUGUGGAAGACCCCAACAUGCUCAAAUAUGUGGAGCAGGAGCUUGCAAAGAAGAGAGGGAGGCAAGAGUCUGGAGGCACAGUGGACGCGGACAAGCCUGCCGAGGACGACUUAUACGUUAUUCCUGACCACCUCAAGGUGCGAAAGAGGAACUCUGAAGAAAGCUCCACGCAAUGGACGACCGGUAUAGCGGAGGUGCAGCUCCCUCUCGAAUACAAGCUGAGGAAUAUAGAGGAAACCGAGGCAGCAAAGAAGCAGCUUCAAGAUAAGCGCCCCCUGGUUGGCAGAACAAGGCCCCAGUCCAGUAUUCCUGCCAGUUACAGCGCCGAUUACUUCCAACGUGGUCGUGAGUAUGCGGAAAGGCUGCGGAGAGAUCAUCCCGAGCUGUACAAGGACAAGGACGCUGCUGUUUCUUCUCAAGACAAUACGCAAGCAACUAGUGGUCCCGAUGGUGCACCCGAAGGUCGCACCAGGAGGCAGGCAGCGACGGAUGAGAUCAUGCUGGAACGCUUUCGAAAGCGAGAAAGGAGCCGCCUCAUGCGGCGGUAGCGCAAGGUAGUGGCAUACCUUUCGCUAUCUCUGUGUAAAUUUAUGUAACACUCGGAUUCUUCCAGCUUGAUGGAAGGGUGCGCCAGGCAAGGUUCAUGUACUUGAAUGCAAAACUCUGUCGUGGUUGACUUUAAA
Selaginella moellendorffii is the source of this 954-nucleotide messenger RNA. Its product is annotated as protein COP1 SUPPRESSOR 2. The coding region runs from base 28 to 819 and encodes 263 amino acids. The transcript has 7 exons. Gene Ontology annotation, cellular component: spliceosomal complex. The record is from RefSeq and is a predicted model, not a curated record. Gene Ontology annotation, biological process: mRNA splicing, via spliceosome. Lineage: Eukaryota; Viridiplantae; Streptophyta; Lycopodiopsida; Selaginellales; Selaginellaceae.